Molecule: messenger RNA, 6158 nt
Organism: Myxocyprinus asiaticus (Chinese sucker)
Lineage: Eukaryota; Metazoa; Chordata; Actinopteri; Cypriniformes; Catostomidae
Product: protein ELFN1-like
Exons: 3
Coding region: 668-3103 (811 amino acids)
Cellular component (GO): plasma membrane
Molecular function (GO): protein binding
Source: RefSeq, a predicted model, not a curated record
ACGACGGAAGAAAUACGAACUCUCCAUCACGCUUUAAUCUCAAGUAAAUCACAGUGUGCUCCUCCGGACCAGGAGAUUUGUAGCUUCCGCAGUGGCUUGUUCCAACUGCGGACAUUUGCUGUUUGCUGCCCGGACGCGUCCGCAGUGCUGGAUUUUGCUGUUCUUUACAUCUGAAGUGAAUGAGAGUCUCUUCACAAAACCCCGAGACCCUGACGGGAGACUUGUCAUCUUAAAGGAUUUUUUGAAAGAACCUCUAAUUGGACACUUGAGAAGCCAGGAGCACCAAUCAGAUAUCUACAGCUGCACGGGAUGCAAUAUGAAAAUCUGGUCAUGAGCUGGUAUCGGAUGAGAAAUGUGGUCCUCGGAAAACACAAGCACUUCCUACCCUCUGGAAGACUUUGUGUGGGAUCGCUCAGAUACGCAAUCUGAAAAUCUAUUGCACACAACCUGGUCAUAACAGAAGCUUCCUCUCCAGUGUGACAAGAUACCAAGCAUACACUGAAAAGAAAACAAUAAUAAGUUCUCUCAACAUCUCUAAUACAAGUCAAUAAGUUUAAGAACUGAACAACUGUCCAUGUAAUUUCCACAGUACAUCCAAUUAUUCAAAGGCUUGUCCCAUUUUCUUGUAGAAUUUACUUAUUACUCCAUCUAAUAACCUGGUGGAGCCAUGACUGAAGCACAAAUGUCCAUUUCACCUGUGUCCAAUGGACAUGGUUUGGUGACUAGUGCCUUACAUUGCUGGGCCAUGACUCUUGCAUUUUUUACAUUGACAAGGGUGCCUGUUGUCCAAAGUGAUUGUUGGCUUAUUGAGGGUGAAAAAGGAUUUGUGUGGUUGGCAAUCUGUAGCCAGAACCAGCCACCAUAUGAAAAUAUUCCACUACAUAUUAACAGCACAAUUGUUGACCUGCGACUCAAUGAGAAUAGGAUUCGAAGCAUCCACUUUUCUUCCCUGAGUCGCUUUGGCAAUCUUACUUACCUGAAUCUGACUAAGAAUGACAUCUCUUACAUAGAAGACGGGGCUUUCUCUGCCCAGUUCAAUCUUCAAGUGUUACAGAUUGGCUUUAACAAGCUAAGGAACUUGACUGAGGGAAUGCUAAGAGGUUUGGGGCGUUUACAAUACCUUUAUCUUCAGGCUAACCUUAUUGAGACUGUAACAGCCAACGCAUUCUGGGAGUGUCCUGCUAUAGAAAACAUUGACAUCUCUAUGAACAGGAUUCAGCAACUUGAUGGUGCCACAUUUCGUGGUCUGUCAAAGUUGACAACGUGCGAGCUCUAUGCUAACCCAUUCAGUUGCUCAUGUGAACUACUGGGAUUCCUGCGCUGGCUUGCAACAUUCCCAAACAGGACAAGUGAGCGGAUGGUGUGCGACACACCAGCUGGCUUUUCAGGCUACAAUCUUUUAAGCCAGAACCCCAGGAUGCCGAGAUUUCGGAAUGCUUUCCAUGCACUCUCCUCCGUCUGCACUGAUGACAAUGUGACUCCGUAUCUUCAUGGAUCUUUAGAUGGGAGCACUCCCACAAUGUUGCCAGAUUUGAGCCCCUGUGGAUUGGAUGACUGCUCUUCAGGGACAUUUCCAGAGGAGACCAUAAGCAUCAGCCCCACAUUUUUGGGUCCAGAUGCCCGUCCAAUCAUGAAAUUAAAAGAAGUGACCCACACAAGUGCAGUAAUCAUGGUCCAGAUUCCAAAUCCAUUUCGCAAGAUGUACAUCCUUGUCCUUUACAAUAACAGCUUCUUCACGGACAUCCAAAACUUGAAGAGCCGGAGAGAAGAGAUCGAGUUGCAAAACCUCAAAUCACACACUAACUACACAUACUGUGUGGCAUCCAUACGUAACUCCUUGAGGUUCAACCACACCUGCCUGACCAUCUCCACUGGUCCAAGGACUUUGCAAGAACGUGUGACAAAUGACUCAACUGCUACUCACUACAUUAUGACCAUCCUUGGUAGUCUCUUUGGAAUGCUCAUUGUGUUGGGCAUCGUAUUUCAUUGUGUGAGAAAGCACAAACAGCAGGAUGAGCCAAAAAGCAAGAAGCUUGAAAAGAUGAAAAGAAAUUUGAUCGAGAUGAAAUAUGGCACUGAACUGGAACAAGGGACCAUAUCACAGUUGUCACAGAAACAAAUUCUGUUCACUGGUGAUACAGUACAAAGGAUGCCAUACUUGCCAACUGCCAGUGACACAGACCAGUAUAAACUGCAGGAGAUCUCUGGCACGCCAAAGACAACAAAAGGGAAUUACAUGGAAGUAAGAUCGGAGCAACCAGACCACAGUGUUAGAGAAUGCGGUGUUUCUCCAUUGGAAACCAGCCAAGGAUCUGUUGCAGAGAUAUCCACUAUUGCGAAAGAAGUGGACAAAGUUAAUCAGAUCAUUAACAACUGCAUUGACGCCCUUAAAUCUGAUUCAACAUCAUUCCAGGCUGCAAAAUCUGGCGCCGUGUCUACAGCAGAGCCACAGUUAGUUCUAAUAUCAGAGCAUCCACCAGGAAAAUCUGGUUUCCUGUCUCCAGUGUACAAAGGAGGGUACCAUCAUCCCUUGCAGAGGCACCACAGUAUGGAUGUUCCACCAAAGCGUCCAAGCACAUCGUCAAGCGGUUCAUUGCGCAGUCCUCGCUCUUUUCGUUCUGAAGGAGCCUACAGAACAGAAUCUAAGUACAUUGAGAAGACAUCUUUAGAUGAGUCAGGAAUCAUAACAGUCACUCCAGCUGCUGCAAUCCUUAGGGCAGAGGCGGAACAGAUCCGACAGUAUAGCGAGCACAGGCACUCCUACCCUGGUCCCCACCAUAUAGAGGAGUCAAUAGAGGUGUCAGGGAGCCGGAAGUCAUCCAUUUUGGAGCCACUAACACGUUCAAGGCCACGUGAGCUGUCUUAUUCACAGCUCUCACCACAGUAUCAUAACCUGAGUGGCUAUUCCAGCCCUGAGUACACCUGCAGGCCAUCUCUUAGCCUGUGGGAACGUUUUAAACUCCACCGCAAACGCCACAGGGAUGAGGAAGAGUAUAUUGCGGCAGGUCAUGCAUUAAGGAGGAAAGUACAGUUUGCCAAAGAUGAGGACCUACAUGAUAUUCUGGAUUACUGGAAGGGAGUCUCUGCUCAGCAGAAAUCAUGAUUGCCGUUGUAUAGUUCAUCCAACUAAAGAAGACUACACAAAUCUCUGGAACAAACCAGCCAGUAUUAAUGAUUAAGCACUCACUUUUAUAGAAAUAGCUUAGAAGUUUUGCUGAAUUCAUUAGCUCUUUUCAAUCAUUCUGUUUGAGAAUGAAAACAAAAUACAAGAUACAGUAGAUCUCGCAGUGAUUGUAUGUGCCAAGUGGUAAGAAUAGAUGACUUUUAACAGUAUUAACCUCAACUCAACUUUUGAUUUUUAAAUCUUGGAAAUAACAAUAAACUACUAUUAUAUUAUCAUCCUCAUUCAUGAUCAUCAUUGAUUAGUGGUAUUACUGUUAAGAUUGAUUAUUCUAAUUAUUACAAUUAAUCUUUGGUUAUCGCAUGGCCGUGUCCUGUGACAGUAUUUUGACUGUUGUGUACUUGGAGAAAAGAACAUACAAAUCAAAAUGUCUGCCGAACACUGUUCUCCACAACCUUAGAUUUUUAUAUGGACUGUGCUACAUUGAAAAUAUUCUUUUUUUUUCUUCUUUAGUGACUGUUCAAAGGACAACUGCUCAAUUUGCCACAGAAGCACACUUCUAAUGGAUUUUAAAACAAUGACUUUUUGGGGGGGGUGGGAGCUUGUGUUAAUGCUUUCUUCACUCGUUUUCGUAAAGUUUACAUGUUCAACAAUACUACAGUAUGAAUGUUUCAAGUCCUUGUGACUUAAACCUGCAAUGUGUGAUUUCAUACAAAUGCACACAACUGCCAGGUGGAAAUGUUUUUUGGCUUUUUAUUAUUUUAUUUUAUUAACAAUCUCCAAGCAGUGCUACUGAAAAAACUGAGCCCACAAUGUCUGUCUGUCAAAACAUCAUGUACUGGUCAUGCAUACUGGAGAAUGAAUGUACUGUGCGUUAAAUCUGUUUUUCUCCAACAUCAUCCUUAGUAACCUCCAAGCUUAGGGCUAAGUUAAACUAAAACAUAGUACCAUUCUUGAUUGCGAGACUUUGAAAAAUAUCUCCAUGUACUGUCUCAGUCUAUCAAAGCUAUUACUAUUACAAGCCUACUACUAAACCACUGUGAACCCCAGACCACACUGAAUCAGUCCUGUAGUUUUUUUUCUACAUAAAUUUAACAGAGUUGUCUUCUUCAGCCGUUAACCCAGCUCUGAAGUGCUGAUCUAGGCAGUGCUAAUAGCAUAAUCUUUCCUCACCGCCAUUAAUGCUGAUAGACAAUUAAGAUUGUGCUGAUUAGAACAUUAGAUUUGGCCUUUAAAUUUGGAGGAAACAGUAUCAUUUCAGACCUGUACUGUGAAACCAGUUAUAACAACACCCUGCUUCAUGGAGUGGUAUUGAAAUGCAGGGAAAUAAAAGGUAUGACAUUUAAACUGUAUGUGAAUCCAAGUGCAUGUCAAAUGCCUGACAGAUAUAAGACCAAGAGCGUACAGUUUUGGUAAACAUCGUCUCAUGACUUAUCGUGAUGAUUUGUACGAGAUGGGAAAAUUGUAAGAUAUUGUACAACUUGGCUCAUAUGAAAAGUAUUACUUUUCUUUCCUUAGACCAACAAAUCAACAAACAGAAUUUCAAAUCAAUAGAAUACAAGCAUUACAUUUUAGCUAGCCUCCUAUCCAAGACUUUAUUUUAAGAAAUUUGGUCACUCAUUCCAUAUUUAUUUAUGCAAUACAAAUAACUGAUGUAAGUCAGUAACCUGUAAUACACUUCCAUCGUCUCAUUCCAAACCCUGAUAUUUUUGUCCCUGCUCCACAAAAUGUAUCUUCUUACUAAAAUCAGGGUUAGGGUCAGGGUUUGGCUAAGGGAUUACACUUUAUGGUAAGGUUAUGGUAAGGCUUAGGUAAGGGGUUAAACUUAGGAAAAAUCGUAAGAUCAAAACCCCAAUGUUGAUUUUACAGUAAUUUUACUAUUAAAAUCAUGUUUAGGGUUUGGCCAAAUGGGUUAGUUAAGUUUAGGUUUGCGUUAGGGGUCUGUUUAUUUUUUCUCUAUUGGACUAAAAGUUGCACAUUUUUGUACAAGCCAACUCAUCUGAUUUCGCCAUCUCUUACUAAUAUGACAUGAGACUGGGUUGGUUUUGGUUUUAAUCAUCAUAUUCACUUGCCCAAAACAUGGAAGGAUUGUUUGGAAUGCUGUCAAGUUAUGAUUUACGUAACAUAUAUACAGAAGUAAUAUGUUUAUAUUUAGCUAUUUUGUUUAUCCAAAUGAUUUAUUUAUGAAAAUGCUGUUUUUGUUGUCAUGCUGAUUGUUAAACUGAUGUACUUUAAUAUUUCUGUACUGCAGCCUGGCCAUGAUCAUGGGCUUAUUUUUGUUCAUCAUCAUCUCACCCCUAAUACAAAAUUUGUUUCUGUUGUUUUAGAAUUAAAGGUGAAUUGUGUAAUUUUUUCAAUGUAAAAAUACCUUCUUCCAUAACCAGGCCCACACAGCAACACUGGCUCAACCAAUGGCAAAAGUUUGGGGCAAGGCUAUCUGUUUGUCUGACCAAUUGCAGAUAGGGGAGUGUUUUUAAAAAACUUUUGUUUCCAGUGUAGAAAUUACACAUGUCAUCUUUAAGCCUAAAAUAUUUAGCCACUGCAACAAUUUGAUCAUUUCUGGGAGCAUUUACUUAAUGAAGGUCUCUAGGAAAGGACUAAUGCAUGGUAAUAGAGACAAUAUCAUUAUUUAAUCCAAAUGUUUUUAUAAAUGAAUGGAAUAGGUCUUCUUUAAACAACCAGGAGAUUAGACUAGAUUAUUUUCCUAAUUAACCUGUACAUGAAGAUAACUGAUUAAAAGUAUUAUUAUUCUAAAAUAUUGAAAAACAAGUCCAUGUACAAAUUUUUAGUUUUUAAGGUUAAACUUUCAUACACUGUAUCUCAUCAGCAAGUCUGUUCAGUUGAUUGUCAUUUUAAAAAAACUGCUAGUUGUAGCACUCCUGAUUUACCAUGGACACCGAAAUAAAGUUGAAAAUGACUUGGUAAAUGUAAAGACGCCUAAAAACGGCUACGUGUAGUGCACAGGCUGCUUGUAAAAGAGAAAGAAUGGAUAUCAAAGGGCUUUCCUGUCUGGUGGAAAUGUCAAAGAGCACAAUAA